GAAGUUUGAACUUUCAAAUUCCAAUCAUACCAAGCAAAUCUUAGAUAGAUUAUAUUAUGUGAAUACUAUUUUCCUUAUUAUAUAUCAAUAGAUAUCUUGUUUAGGUACCUAGUGAUAAGUUGAUUGUGUGAAGCUGAUAAUAUCAUAAAUUAUUAUAUAUUGACCAAAACUUUAAGUGAAAUACUGCCAACAAACCGGUAUUGUGAUAUAGUAAUAAUAUUAAAAACUAAACGUAAACUUGUUUGUGGUGAAUGUUGUUGUGUGCACGUAUUACAUUAUUUAAUACUCCUUCCUUUCACUUAUAUGGUGUCUCUUUUGUCAUAUGUUUUUAGAUAUUCUAGUGAAAUUUAAUGUCUUUUGAUACACAUAUGAAAAGCAUUGAAUCUAAAGAUUCAACAAUGUUACGUGGUAUAAAGCUUUGGAGUGCAAAAGGAUUUACCUUGGAGCCCUAUGUCACAUCUUUGCAAUUAGUAAGCAAUUAUACAUCUGCAAAAACAGCUUCAAACAACCAAAAUCUGCCAAGACUACCUGUACCAAAACUAAAUGAUACUUUAACAAAGUAUUUGAAAACAGUUAGACCUUUCCUUAAUGAUGAGGAAUUUGGCAAUACUUCAAAUCUUGUUAAGAAAUUUGCAUCUGAUGGUGGCCCUGGGCAGAAAUUACAGAGUCUUUUGGAAAACAGAGCAAGUAAACACCAGAACUGGCUUGAAGAAUGGUGGAUAAAUACUGCCUACCUGGAGUAUCGUGAUCCAGUAGUUGUUUUCUCCAGUCCAGGUUUAGUUUUUCCAUUCAGAAAGUUCAAUAAUCAAAAUGAACAAUUGGAUUAUGCAGCUAAAACUUUACUUGCUGCUUUGGAUUAUAAAUCAUUGAUAGAUAAUGAUAAAAUACCUGUGGAAAUGAUGGGAAAAAAUCCUCUAGACAUGUCCCAAUACAAGAAAAUAUUUGGCACUUGUCGGGUACCACAUGCAAAAAGGGACAAACUGUCUUUCAAUGAUAGCAAAUAUGUUACUGUUAUACACAAUAACCAUAUAUUCCAUCUUGAUUUGUGGGGAAAUGACAACAAAAGACUUAAUAAGGAACAAAUUGUAAAAGGUCUCAAGAAAGUCAUAGAUUCUUCACAGUCUCGCACCGAUGAUGCUGUUGGUGUCCUCACUUCAGAAAACAGAGACACGUGGGCAAAGGCUUAUGAACUAUUAAGUAAAGACGAAACGAACCGCCGCUCGUUGCUCGACGUGGAGCGUAGUAUAGCGGUGCUGUGCCUGGACGGCGCGGCGGGGCUGUGGCGCUGCGCGGACGAGGACGCGCGCCGCACGCUCGCCGCCGCGCACACGAUACACGGCGACGGCGCCAAUGCGAACGGCGCUAAUCGGUGGUUCGAUAAAACCGUGCAGUUCAUCGUUGGCGCUGAUGGUAUAACUGGUUUAACCUAUGAACAUUCGCCGGCUGAAGGUCAACCAAUUGCCAUUUUGACUGAUUUUAUUAUAAACUAUAUCGAUAAAAAUUCAAGCAGCGAAGAAUCAUCUGCGUCUCCGAUCGAGCCGGUUCAGCUAAAAUUCAAUGUGAGCGGCGAAGUAUCGCAAAUGAUAAAGGAAGCGAAGGCGAAUUUGGACAAGUUAGUUGCAGACCUCGAUCUAAAUUGCUUCAAAUUUGAUCGAUAUGGCAAGAACUUUAUUAAAACCCAAAAGAUGAGUCCAGACAGUUAUCUACAAAUGGCAAUGCAAUAUGCAUUUUACAGUCUGCACAACACUCCCGGAGCGCACUACGAGUCAGCAGCCACGAGGAUGUACGCGGGCGGCAGAACAGAAACGAUCCGCUCUUGUUCGAUCGAAUCUAUUGAAUUCGCGAAAACGAUGCUCGAGAAACAGGCCUCUCCCAAGGCGAAAGUGGAAGCUAUGAGGAAGGCCAUCUCAGCACACAAAGAUUAUACUGUACAGGCUUUACAAGGUCUCGGAGUAGAUAGGCACUUGCUUGGCUUAAAAUUGACUGCAAUAGAAAACGGAAUUGAAAUACCAAAAUUAUACUCUGAUCCCGGAUACACAAGAAGUGCUCAUAUGCGAAUAUCUACUAGUCAGGUUGCGUGCAAGUGCGACGGGUUCAUGUGCUACGGGCCGCUCGUAGCGGACGGCUACGCGACGUGCUACAACCCGCGCGACGCCGACGUGAACUUCGCUACGGCGGCGUUCCGCGCGCACCCGCACACCGCAGCCGAGAGCUAUCGCCAAGCGCUUGAACGCGCGCUACAAGAUAUGCAUGAUGUGCUUCUCCAGAAUACACCCUCCAAAUUAUAAACCUGCCUUUUAUCAGGGUCAGGUUUCUUUUUAUCUUGGGUUCCGUACCUAAAAGUUAAAAUGGUAGCCCUAAGUGUCGUAAUACGACUCGAACUUAAUGGGUUUUAUAAACGACUUUUAAUCCUAACUUCAGACUCUACUACGCGUCGGUCCCCUUAUCGCGUGUAAGCCGAACAAGCCGAUAUUUCCAUUCCCUUACUUCGCUCGCAUCAAAUUUUGUUUUAUUAAAAGGCCCUUUUUCUUUCACCAGGUUAAGUGUGGUCUACGAAAUUUCGGAAUAAUCUGUUCCUUGGUUUAAGUGUGAAAGUGUAAAAGACAAAUAUAUGAACCGUAUCUUUGUGGCUCCUUUACACAACUAUAUAUAUACUGCUUUUGUUACUGCUAUAUCAAUACAAAAAUGUAUGUCAUUCAAUAUUUAGUAUUAAAGUAAAAAUUUACGCCUGGAAGUCAAUUAUUAAUA
This is a messenger RNA of Zerene cesonia (dogface butterfly), 2748 nucleotides long. RefSeq names its product carnitine O-acetyltransferase-like (gene CRAT). Gene Ontology annotation, biological process: carnitine metabolic process, CoA-linked. The record is from RefSeq and is a predicted model, not a curated record. Gene Ontology annotation, cellular component: peroxisome. NCBI's taxonomy places the organism in Eukaryota, Metazoa, Arthropoda, Insecta, Lepidoptera, Pieridae. Gene Ontology annotation, molecular function: carnitine O-acetyltransferase activity. The transcript has 13 exons. Bases 351 to 2288 code for a protein of 645 amino acids.